Messenger RNA from Miniopterus natalensis, 834 nucleotides. The record is from RefSeq and is a predicted model, not a curated record. NCBI's taxonomy places the organism in Eukaryota, Metazoa, Chordata, Mammalia, Chiroptera, Miniopteridae.
CGGAGGAGUGGCCCCUGGGACACUCGGACCCUUGGCAGGGCAGGCCCAGCUGCGCACACGAGUGUGUGCCAGCAACGAUCCAGGACUGCUGAGACCCCUGGGCCCCUCUGGCCGCUGAAGGCUCAUCUCUGCCCCGUCAUGGGGCUCUUCCUCCUGCUCUCCUUGACCGGCUUUUCAGAAGCCAUGGUCAUGGACAACAAGGUGAAGGAAAGCUUUGUGCUGGACACAGCGUCUGCUGUCUGCAGCUACGACACCCACUACAAGGACCACCCCAAGUACUGGUGCCGAGGCUACUACCGGGACUACUGCAGCAUCGUUGCCUUCACACCCAACAGCUCCGGCCGCGUGGCCCUGAAUGACACGGGCAACCAGCUCAUUGUCACCGUGUCCUGCCUGACCAAGGAGGACACAGGCUGGUACUGGUGUGGCAUCCAGCGGGACUUUGCCCGGGAUGAGAUGGAUUUCACCGAGCUGGUUGUGACUGACUACAGAGGAGCCCACACCAGUGACUUUUGGUCUGUGAAGGAGCCAUCGGGGAACAUGAACAGAAGCUGCAGGGCUUCCAAACACGUGCACAAGGCAGAUCACUUCAGGCUGUCUGUCCUCGUGCCCUGCAUGCUCAUCACAGGGGUGGGGAUCAUCUCCAUAAUGAUUCACUUGUUCAGACAGAGGCGCAAUCAAAGAACCAGAGGAGGUAAAGGCCUAACUAGAAGCCAGAAGACCAGGCAAGCUGCUUCUGCGAUCGCCACACCUCUGGUAGGUUCCCUCCUUGAAUCUUCUGGCCUGGGCUCGGUGGGCCACAACUGCCUGAUGUUUAGGGCUCCCCGCUCCUAA